Messenger RNA from Podospora pseudopauciseta, 483 nucleotides. RefSeq lists its product as uncharacterized. Lineage: Eukaryota; Fungi; Ascomycota; Sordariomycetes; Sordariales; Podosporaceae. The record is from RefSeq and is a predicted model, not a curated record. The transcript has a single exon. The coding region runs from base 1 to 483 and encodes 160 amino acids.
AUGAAACCCGAAGCUAUUCUUUCGGCGCUGGCGGGAAGUUAUGAGCUGCUCAAUAUCACCAGAAACAGAGCCAACGACAGCGUUGAGAUACCAACCGCCCGAAGCCCAUAUGCCUUCACUGGUCUGCUCAUAUACACAAGCAGCGGCUACAUGUCCGCGCACAUGACAUCGUUCAAUGUCUCCAACCUUCCCGACGACGGAGCAAACAUGGUCUGGCCCCCUCGAAAUACCACAGAUCUUGACGACGCGUGGGCCGUUGUCGCCAAAACUACGCUUGCAUAUGCUGGCACCUUGUCGAUUAAUCCAGAGGAUCCGUCCACCGAAGAGUCCGGAGCUGUCCUGCAUGGCCCGCUUCAUGUCACAAACAUGCCCGCAUGGGUCGGUGCGACUCAAACGGAAUUAAAUGGUGGUGAAGCACAAAGGCCAAAACGGGUGCACAUUCUUGAGACUCAGCGCACCUGUGAACGCAGACGCUACGGUUGA